Molecule: messenger RNA, 1815 nt
Organism: Fulvia fulva
Lineage: Eukaryota; Fungi; Ascomycota; Dothideomycetes; Mycosphaerellales; Mycosphaerellaceae
Exons: 1
Coding region: 1-1815 (604 amino acids)
Source: RefSeq, a predicted model, not a curated record
AUGCGACUGCGGCGAGCAGCAUUUCUAACAACCGCGGCGCUCCUCUUUGGGGCGCUGCAGCUUGUGGGAGCGCAUGGCGACGGACACAGUAGUAUGGACAUGGCGGCGGUGGCGAAGCAGCCUGGAGAAGAGAUGACCCCAACAGAAAUCGCACACCUGCUUCCCAGCUAUUUCCGACACCCUGAGCAUUUUGGCUGGCAUUUGGCGCAUUUGGUCCUCAUGAUCUUGGCAUGGGUCAUCGCAAUGCCUUUGGCGAUCAUGCUGAGCGUGGCGCGAUCGCGGUAUCAUCUUCCGGCGCAGAUGUUCUUCCACCUGCUGAAUGGACUUGGCCUGUUCGCUGGAUUAGUGUACAGCCGUUCGACGCCAGAUUUGUACGAGAACAACUCGCAUCAUCCUCUGGGUUGGGUAGUGACGGCUUUCACCACCGCCUGGACUCUCAUGUCCGUAUACGUGGCGUGUAGCGAGUACAGGAGCAGCAGGACAUUUGCAAUCCAGCAAGGACGCUCUCUGACAACAGCGCAUAUGGCUCAGCAUAGCCAGCUCCAGCAGUACAACGAUGAGAUUUCGCCUCGAGAUUCGCACGAUUCUGGCAUGGGAGCUGAGCGCAAUUCCGCAUCCCUGUUCGGCUCCAGACAAAACUCCUCAGACAACGUACAUCCAGAGCCGGGGGCGCCAUUUGAUGACAUGGACUUCAGCGACGACGAGGAUCGCGAGCAGGAAGAUCCAGAAAAGGCCGGCUUCCUAGGCAAUAACCCCGCCGAUCGUUUCAUCUCGAAGAACGUACGCCGCGUGUCCACCCAACGAGUCUCGAAGAUCAUCCGCUUCCUUCAGAUCUUCACCGAAAAGAUCCUCCUACUCCUCGGCUUUGCCGCGAUCCUCUCAGGCUUCAUCGUCUCAGGUGGUAUCUUCCGCGACCGUCACAUCUUCUCCGGCCUAGCACACUACAUCAAAGGCGGCAUCUUCUUCUGGUACGGUCUCCUCACGAUGGGUCGCUGGAUGGGAGCCUUUACGGAAUUCGGCUGGGCAUGGAAUGUUCGUCCAGAAAGCCCUCUGGUAUCGAAGUGGAAGACUAUGGUUCCUUCAGCCGAGUUCACGGAGUCCUUCGUGAUCUGGCUCUACGGCGCGAGCAACGUCUUCCUCGAGCAUCUGAACAACUGGGGCGAUGCCUGGACGCCCUCGGAUCUCGAACAUCUGAGCAUUACGAUGCUGUUCUUCGGCGGCGGGCUUCUUGGUAUGAUGUUGGAAUCGAGCUGGUUGCGGGAUCUGACGAACACGACAGCGAUCGUGCAGAAGAGCAAGGACCACGAGCACAAACAUGCGGACUCUUUCGGCUUCAGACAAGACCAAGACCUCGAGCACCGCUGGACAGAACCCGCCACCUACCACACCCCUCUCAAUCCCAUGCCUGCCCUCACCAUCAUGCUCCUCGGCAUGAUGAUGGGCGGGCAUCAUCAGGACUCCAUGGUCAGCACAAUGAUGCACGCCCAAUGGGGCGGUCUCUUCACCGCUUUCGCCCUUGUCCGCGCGGCGACUUACGUUACCCUAUACAUCAAGCCCCCAACCUCCCACUUCCCGUCGCGACCCCCGAGCGAGAUCGUCGCAGCAUUCUGUCUUACCUCCGGGGGACUGAUGUUCAUGAACAGCUCCGCGGACACCGUAUGGGCGAUCGAGUCGAAUGGGCUGCAUGCGAUGACCAUCUUCACCGUCACGAUGGGGUUGACGGGCCUGAUCUUGGCGUGGGAGGUGUUGUGUUUCGCCAUCAAGGGAUGGGCCGUUCGACGAGAAAGGGGCGGUGCUUGGAAGCCGUUAGUGUGA